Moneuplotes crassus is the source of this 689-nucleotide messenger RNA. NCBI's taxonomy places the organism in Eukaryota, Ciliophora, Spirotrichea, Euplotida, Euplotidae. The record is from the annotation of a GenBank genome assembly.
AACAUUAAUUGAAUUAAAUAAUAAUUUUUUAACUCAGGAGCAAAGAUGCAUCGAACUUCUAUUUACGAAGGACUAACUCUUUAUGAUUCAAGCUUAUCACAAGACGAAAUAAAAUGGGUGAGAAAUUCAAGGACCUACCACAUCAUUUGAUGGUGCCUUAACCUCUUGAUGGUUGUUUAUCUGGCAUAUUUUGUCUUCCGGAAGUUUGAAUCUGUGUUCAUGGGAUACAUAAUAUUCUCUUGAUUUGCCCUAAUUGCCUCACUAAUUUAUGCAAGGCGUUAUAAAUCAUGGUAUGGGCACAACAUUCUUGUAUAUUUCAUUUUAAUAGUCUUCAUUAUCAUAAACUUCAUACUGUUCGGGAUAGCAAUCAUCGCUGAAUUUUGGCCGUUAGAGACUUCUAGCGGUUACAGGAGGGCUCAUGAUUGGUGGUAUGAGAUAGCCUUUACGCUACUGUUCUUCUUCAUUCCUGUUCUCCAUUCAAUGGCUAUAAUUUAUCUGUUUUCCGUUAGAAAGCAAUGAGAGAAUAGAAUUUUAAGAGAAAGAGGUGGACUUAAGACUGCUCAUGGCAAACAGAUCCUGGAAUACAAGCCCCAUCAGGAUGAUAAAGAUUAUGAGCGGAAUUUCCAAGGUGCCCAGAAUAUGAUAUAGCUCUAUGGCUCUCUAGCUUCGCCAUAAAAGCAAUCCUAUUG